AUGACUCUUCUAAGCUACGUUCCUAAAAAGAAUCGAGCUGUUAUAUUAGCAUCAAGUAUGCAUCACACUGCUCAAUACAAUGAAGAUAAGAAAAAGCCAGAAAUUAUUUUGUACUACAACAGUACAAAAUGUGGAGUAGAUCUUCUCGACAUGAAAUGUGCAAUAUACUCUUCAAGCCGUAGAACCAGGCGUUGGCCUCUUGCUGUCUUCUACAGGCUUGUGAGCAUAGGAACUAUAAAUUCAUUUGUGAUGUACAUGAGUUUCAAGGACAUACCCGAUAUGACACGCUUUGACUUCAUAAAAGCUUUGGGCUACCAACUCAUUGCCCCUCAUGUACAAGCAAGAUUGAUGAACACCAACCGUUCCACGAGAACUACGGGCGAACAUAGAGAAGACCAUGGGUGA
Molecule: messenger RNA, 405 nt
Organism: Homalodisca vitripennis (glassy-winged sharpshooter)
Lineage: Eukaryota; Metazoa; Arthropoda; Insecta; Hemiptera; Cicadellidae
Exons: 1
Coding region: 1-405 (134 amino acids)
Source: RefSeq, a predicted model, not a curated record